ACCUGUGGUGUAUGUAUAUAUAUGAGUGUACAAAUAGGACCAUCACAAAGUGCGCCUUCACAGCAUUCGAUCAAGUCGAUCAAGGGAACGUCUGCUUUUCCAACUAGUCAAGUUUCGAAGCUUCGCUGUCUAUUAGCCGCAGAAAUGAGAGUCACUUUCGUGUUAUUGGGCCUCCUGGCGGUUAUUGCCGGUACUUCCGCCAUGCCGGCAGCCAUGGACAUUUUCCAGAAACUCAACCAUGUAGUGGAAUUUCCUCUAGUCCGCUCCGGUGAAAGCUCGGAUGAAAGCACUGAAGAAACUACUGAAGACAGCACUGAGUCUGCCGAAGACAGAAUGGGCGACAACAGAUCUGGCGGGAGCAGCAGUGAAGAAACCACCGAAGACAGUGUUGAGUCCGCCGAAGACAGGAUGGGUGAAAACAGAUCUGGAGGGAGCAGCAGUGAAGAGACCACCGAAGACAGUGUUGAGUCCGCCGAAGACAGGAUGGGUGAAAACAGAUCUGGAGGGAGCAGCAGUGAAGAAACCACUGAAGACAGCGUAGAGUCCGCCGAAGACAGGAUAGGUGAAAACAGAUCUGGCGGGAGCAGCAGUGAAGAGACCACCGAAGACAGCGUUGAGUCCGCCGAAGACAGGAUAGGUGAAAACAGAUCUGGCGGGAGCAGCAGUGAAGAGACCACCGAAGACAGCGUUGAGUCCGCCGAAGACAGGCUAGGUGAUUUAGUUUAGAGAUUAUGAGGAGUCACUACAUAACAGGGAAGCAACUGGAAAAUGGCCAAAACGACUAUUCCAGCAAGGACGAUUAUGAUGAGGAUGAUGACAGAAAAAUAAAAUAAGUCAUAAUUAAUAACUGUAAUAACCUUUCAACUUUUUGAAGAAUAUGCUUCUUUGCUUUUGGCAUUUACAAAUGUGUGUUAAGUUCUGGUAAAUUCAACUAAUGAAAAUACCCCUGUUCAAUUCUUUUGAUUAGUAAACCAUUUAAAACUAA
Macrobrachium nipponense is the source of this 985-nucleotide messenger RNA. RefSeq lists its product as uncharacterized. Bases 22 to 726 code for a protein of 234 amino acids. The record is from RefSeq and is a predicted model, not a curated record. The transcript has 3 exons. NCBI's taxonomy places the organism in Eukaryota, Metazoa, Arthropoda, Malacostraca, Decapoda, Palaemonidae.